GGCGGAAGUAGUAAGUUGAAGGCAUUCCUCGCACGUGUGUUGUUGACUGUUGAGUCACACAAGCAGCAGCGUUGUUACCUGCAACAUGGCAAAAGAUUCGACGAAAAAGCGGAACGCGAGGUCUCGCAAGAAGAGUCCUAGGGUUCCAGUUGACAGUCCCGACGUAAGCUACGAUUUCGACGAAGAUGGCUUGGAUAAAGCUGAUGAGACUAUCGCUAGCGACGCGGAGGAAGACAGCGACGAUGAACGAAAACGACAAAAGCUGGUGGAGGCUAUCACCUCCCUCGGUGGAACGAGGCGGAAGAAAAUGUUCGGGGAGCGAUCGGAGCCGGCUGUCCAAAAGUCGGAAUUUACGGUCAAUGCGGGGGGAGAGGGUGUCAAAAUAAACUUGACUGAUCUAAUGAAGUCCAUGCACAAAAUCUCGGCUAUCUCAAGCAAGGCCAAGAAACAGCUGAAAAAACUGCAUCAAAGUAAGAAAACCGUUGAAUGUCCUAUUACCACGCAGGAACGUGAGAGGAUCCAGAGAGAUGUGGCCUUUCAGAAAGUCGCACAAGAGGUUACCCAGUGGCAAAGUGUGAUUCAAGACAACCAGAGGGCCGAACAGCUUGUUUUCCCUUUGAAUCAGGAGCCCUCUGGCCCUAAACCUUUGGAAAGGGUUGUUACAUGCUGGAAAGCACAAACUCCCCUUGAACAGGAAAUAUUUUCCCUCCUGUCUGCCAACAACCAACCGACCACUGACCCUAUUUUAACCCCCGCCGAGGAGGCUUCCAUGAGGGCGAUGAGUCUGUCCGAGGUCAAGAUACGCCGUGCUGAGCUGCAGAAAGCCAGGGCUCUGCAGUCCUACUAUGAGGCCAAAGCUCGGAGAGAGCGGAAGAUCAAGAGUAAGAAAUAUCACAAAGUGCUCAACAAAGCAAAGCGCAAAGAUUUCCUCAAGCAGUUUGACGAGAUGGUGAAGAAAGACCCGGCUGCUGCUUUGGAGGAGAUGAAUAAAAUGGAGGCGGCCAGGAUGCAAGAAAGGAUGUCGUUAAAACAUCAGAACAGUGGCAAGUGGGCCAAGUCCAAGGCGAUCAUGGCAAAAUAUGACGAAGCCGCUCGCAAAGCGAUGCAGCAGCAGCUGGAGGUGAACAAAGACUUGACGCAGAAACUUGCGAUCCCUUUAUGUAAUGAGGACGAGGAAGCCGAAACCCCGGAGACUUUGCCGGAUUUUGUAAACGAAGCACCGCAAGGAACAGAUUCAAAUCCCUGGAUGAAAGGAAAGCUGUCCGAAGAUCCUGCCGAGAACGGGCGAGACGCGAACGAGGUCGUCGACUUCACCGCAAAGUCGACCGGAAGCGCUGCAAAACUAGCAGAAGAGGAGGAAAGUGAUGUUGAGGAAACUGAAGAAGAAUCCCUGCUGCGAGAGUUUGAUAACCGUCGGAAAAUGCGGCAGGCUUCUGACACUCUUCAGGUUGAAAAAGAGGAUUCCCAAGUGUUGGUGUUGAACGGGAAAGCACCCGUCUUUGAGGAGUCUGAAGACACCAGUGUUCACCUGUUGGAAGGACAGACGGACCAAAUGCAGGCUUUCGAGUACAUGGAGCUCCUCAAUCAAGUGGAGUCAGUUCAACCCGAGAAAGCGCCCGUCGAGCCGCAGCUGUCCUCGGACCGAGCGCCGAAGAAACUGAAAAGAGGAAUCCAACUGAAAGAUGUUCUCACCAAAGACGCAAAUAUCAUUCUUAUGCCGCUCGCGCCGACCGCCGCGGCCAUGGAGGACUCUGACGAAACGCUCGAUCAAGCGGGACUCAUUCAGGAAGCCUUCGCCGGAGACGACGUCAUCUCGGACUUCAUGAAGGAAAAGAGGAAGCAGGAGAACGCGGAGAAGCCGAGCGCGGUGGACUUGACGCUGCCCGGCUGGGGGGAAUGGGGAGGGUCGGGCGUCAAGCCCUCUCUCAAGAAGCGCAGGAGGUUCCGAGUUAAAACGGAGCCGCCUCCGCCCAGGAAAGAUCAAAAACGGCCCAAUGUCAUCAUCUCCGAGAAGCGAAACGCCUCGCUCAGCCUUCACCAGCUCAGCUCGCAGCCGUUUCCGUUCACCAGUCACGCUCAGUUCGAGAGCACCUUGCGCUCUCCCCUGGGACGGACCUGGAACACCGAACGCACCGUCAAAAAGCUCACCAAACCCGAAGUGCUCACCCAGCUCGGUGCCAUUAUCGAGCCGAUGGCUCGGGAGGAGCUGAAGAAGGACAAGAACACGCGUGCUGGCGAUUGGUGUGGGGAGCGACUUAAAAAAUAGCCAUUUCUGAAUGCUCCUAAGUUUAAAAAAAAAUAAAAAUAAAAUCUGUAUUAAUUAUGCAUGUACCAUCACAGCACAUUUUGAACAUUUGAAUUGAAACAAAUUAGUGAAGUCCACCCCCCCCCCCCCCCCCCCCCCAACUUCAGCCUUUCCAUUUAGUUUCAAUUGUACUAUCAUCACUUGGCUGUAUAAUGAAAAUGAAUACUCAUGGGAUUUGUCGUGUUUCCAUUUGCCACACAAUCAUGCAGGAACAGAACACAUAUUAACAGUACAUUGUGCUUUGAAGAAUUUGCAAUAAAGAUGCGUUAUUAGUAGGAAGUAAAUUGGAGUGCAGUGG
Messenger RNA from Phycodurus eques (leafy seadragon), 2603 nucleotides. RefSeq lists its product as uncharacterized. Bases 86 to 2266 code for a protein of 726 amino acids. Gene Ontology annotation, biological process: rRNA processing. Lineage: Eukaryota; Metazoa; Chordata; Actinopteri; Syngnathiformes; Syngnathidae. Gene Ontology annotation, cellular component: nucleolus; small-subunit processome. The transcript has a single exon. The record is from RefSeq and is a predicted model, not a curated record.